Messenger RNA from Moneuplotes crassus, 411 nucleotides. Lineage: Eukaryota; Ciliophora; Spirotrichea; Euplotida; Euplotidae. The record is from the annotation of a GenBank genome assembly.
UGAACAUGGUAUUGAUUUGACUUUUAUUUGGCUAUUUCUAGCAAUAAAUGGCAGAAGCUUCUUCUAGAGAAAAUAGAUCAGAUUAUGGGAGAUCUAUUUCUGAGAAACAAGCUUUUCGCCUAUACUUCCAUAGAUUUUUGUUCUUAACACACUCCAUAACCAUCACAAUGAGGAAUACAACACUGACAUAUCGCUUGAGAGGCACAAAGUUGAUCUAUUUUUUCAUAAUCAGGUAUACUAUGGAAGUAGAUCACCAUAUUACACGUUGUUGCCUCAGGUUCAUUACAUGAGUGUUGUCCAGUUUGCAUUGUCAUCAUUGAUCUUGACUUAGCUCUGAAUGCCAUUGUGCAUGUGAAGAGUAGCAAAGUCAUGAUAAUUAUCGCUUUAGUGUUCAUUUUGUAAAUUAUUAUC